AUAAUAGUCCAGUUACACAUUUACAUUUUGAUGUAAUUGAGCAUAAUUUUCAGAUCAACCAGUGUUUGUACUCAUGGUAGACUGUCAUGGUGUAGUUUAACAAAAUACUUUUUCUGAGUCAACCAGGAGUCAUUAACUGGCUUAUCUGCAUUUCCCCGAGUCAACCUGUGACCAGACACAAAGACCUCUGACCUCUGAACCGAGCCGAGAGCCAAGCACACUCCUCAUACACAGAUGUGUGUAUUGUCCGGCGAGCAGCAGAGCCUCGUGUUCACUUGAGCUAAUGAUGUGUGUGUGGGUGUGCAUUCACCGUUUACACACAUUACUGUAGAUUUCAGCCCUCCACAUUCACAUAAACACACUUUACUGGAGCAGACAUAUUGUAAGUGCCACUGCCUGUUCUUCCUGUGGUUUAUAAGACUGAGUGACAGAUGGAUCUGGAGUUUGUCUCAUUUGUUACGAAUGUGACCCGUGAUUGUGUGCAAUAGAGCAAGACGGUGUACGUGAGUUAUGUGUUUAUAUCCUGUUCUGCUGAGCAAAGGUCACCUUUCAAGACAGCAGCGCUGCUUUGUUUGAUUUGUAGUCUAGUGCUUUCUUAGAAGCAUAUGUUCAUAUCUUUUCUUUUUUUUUACUUGAGAAUCAUGCUUAGAAGGCUAAAAGGUUUUUUCUCAUAUGUAAAACUUUAAAUAUGCACAUUUUCUUUUCCAAUAGAUUGGAAUAUCUACAAACAAACUGCAACUGGCAGAGACGCAGUGGUGCAGGUGGGCAGGCGACUGGACGUCUCACCUCCAGACGCAGGUAGACAGGGGUGUGUCUGUUUGCAUUUGACUCAGUGUUUCACAGAAAACAAGGGACAUGGCAGAAAAAAUGAGUCAAUGUUGAGUUAAUGCUGUGUGACGAGGUCACCUCGCUUUGUUUGGGCAGAAUAGUGACUUCUUAAUAUGCGAUUUUCGUGCUAGCUUCCAGAAAAGGCCUGUCUUCAGAGAACUGAUUGCUGAUAUGGUGGAAAUAGCACUGGAGCUGUGACUUUGGCACCCUGAAUGAAUCAUUUCGGGGUCUGUGGGUCACGAUCUGUGAGUAUUUAAUGCAGAAAUGCAGUCCACAGGGCAGGAGGAUGAAGACCGCUGUAACUUUCUGUUCAAGAUCAUCCUGAUUGGCGACAGUAAUGUGGGAAAGACCUGCGUGAUCCACAGCUUCAAGUCUGGGCUCUUCAGUGACAGCCAGCACAACACUAUUGGAGUGGACUUCACCGUUCGCACGAUAGACAUCGAUGGCAAGAGGGUGAAGAUGCAGGUCUGGGACACGGCGGGACAGGAGCGUUUCCGCACCAUCACACAGAGUUACUACCGAAGCGCUCACGGCGCCAUGAUCGUGUACGAUCUGACCCGACGGCCCACCUUUGAGUCUCUGCCGCACUGGAUCCAGGGUGUGGAGCAGUAUGGAGCCGCCAACGUGGUCUUCGUUCUGAUAGGUAAUAAGUGUGACCUGGAGGCGCAGCGGCAGGUGCUGUUUGAGGACGCAUGCACGCUAGCGGAGCGGACAGGUGCGCUGGCGGCGCUCGAGACCUCGGCCAAACAGCAUCACAACAUCGAGAAAGCGUUCGAACUGAUGGCACGGGAACUCAUAGAGCGACACGGAGGAAUAGUCCAUCAGGACAGCCAGUCAGAUUCACCGACUGUUUUCCUGCACUCAGACUCUCAUCCAGUAGAUGAAGGAGAACAUCUGGAGAAGAGGUCAUGUGACUGCUGACUGGCAAGCGACAGAUUU
Molecule: messenger RNA, 1767 nt
Organism: Carassius carassius (crucian carp)
Lineage: Eukaryota; Metazoa; Chordata; Actinopteri; Cypriniformes; Cyprinidae
Gene: rab19
Product: ras-related protein Rab-19
Exons: 3
Coding region: 1093-1749 (218 amino acids)
Cellular component (GO): trans-Golgi network
Molecular function (GO): GTP binding; GTPase activity
Source: RefSeq, a predicted model, not a curated record